AUGCUGUCUAUCCGACAACCUGACCACGGAGAAGGAAGGGCACGUCCGUACCCCGUGCGCGAGCGAACCUGUCAUAACAUCGUCCGGGCCACCUGUGGUCCCCGAGGCCGGGAUUGGACUGCAGGCUCACUCGGCCCCGGCCCGGGCAGCCUCCCACCCCCUGGCCACCGCGGCCCGACCCGGCCUCCAGGGGCCCCGGGGUACCCCGACCCACACUCACCCCCUCACCCCUGCAGCUCGGUGCCGCGGGAGGCGGGCUGGGAGCCCAAGAUCCACGCAGACCCCAUCCGGGCUCUUCGCAGACAUUUUGUUUUACAAGAAUAUCCUGCAGAAGCUGGGGUCCUUCAUCAUGGAGCUAAACAUGGACACCUGGCCCAGGAGUCAGAAAACCUAAAGGAGAAUCCAGAGAAGUACAGCAAUUGUGAGCCCAGAUUCUGCUUCAUGCCAGAAAGUGAGUCAGCACGUAAUCAACAAGAAAUCUGGAAAUCCUACUCAGCAACAUGUAGGCAACAACCCAUAAUUUUAAGCCAGCUGAAAGCAGAGAAUCCAGUAGAGGAUGCUGGGAAGUCCUGGGGGAUGGCAGAGCUGCCAGAUGGAAGGAUUCCAGUGUGUGUGCCAGAAGAAAGUCUAGAGUGGACCCCCGAGGAGAACCACUCAUCUCCCAGCUUUGAAGUCAACUUACAGGACCAGAUGGUAACAGGUAUGCACGGUACCUUUACAUCCAAAUAUUCCGCUUGCCGCUGCUGCACCCCGCGUAUAUUUCAGACCUCCCCACCCCCCAGCCAGUAGACUCUCAGGCUCCCCAGAACUGUGUUGGAGUUAACACAGCCACCCCACACAGAGUGUAUGUCUAUGGUAGUGUGUUGGGGUGGGGCACAUGUGUCUCUGUGGUGGGGGAGGGACACAGCAGGAGGAACUGGAGAGUCUCAGAAGGAAUCUAGGGAAAAUGGCUCAGGAAGGGAGCGGGCAGAACAUUUGGGGGCUUCUGUAGACCUCUCCAUAUGUCCAUGAAGUUGGAUAUUAGCACUCCCAGCUGACCCCAGGCCUGGCUUCUGAGCUCUGUGGGGGGCAAAACAGCAGUAUGCCUAUACCAAUAAGUGGUUAACUCAUUUGAUAGGGGAAGGAGCAGUAAAUAAAGCUCUGUUUUGUAUUGUCUGCCAGAUUCUCUGGUGUAAAUACUUCCACUAUGGCUGAGUUCAAGUGACCAGGUGAUGUCACUGAACAUGCUGUUGGGAAGGGAUGUGCUAUAACACGCCAUAUGUAGAAUGCCCACCAAGGAGAUCUGAUAGCAGCUUAUAACUUCAAGUGCAUAGGUGAGAGUAAGCGUAAUGAAGUAAGUAGGAAGUGAUGAGGUUUAAGUAUCAAUUACCUUUAUUUUUAGUAUGAUUUAUUUAAUUAUAUACCUGUAUAAUUUAAUGUUUAGUAAUGGCAGUGUUUAACAGCCAUCCAGAAAAAUUCCUGAGAUUGUGACACUCAGCUCUCACAAGCCAGUACAGACUGGCUCCAGCACGCACUGGAUCUGAAGGGGAACAAAAUGCUUGAUGCAUUAGUGGGAUAUCCGACUGCUAAGGCAAGUAUGAGGCUCCUGCCUGCUGUUCAUCCCCAGCCCUGCAGGAGGAGAGCUCCAAAAUGGGUCUGAGACAAACAACUGUGCUGCCUCAACUAUCACAAGUAAAAUAAACAAAGACAAAAAGCCUGCUGGCAUAAACUGUUCUCACCUCAUGGCUAACCUGUAUCCAUGUAGCAGGUGGCAGGCCAGGGACUGGAGUGUUAGAGGAAGGUUGAGUUUUGAGAUGCAAGGAAGAUGACAGUUUAGUUGGUGUCAAAACAGAGAUUAUCAUAGAAGGUUCUUCUAGAAACCCGGUGUGGCAUUUGGAUGCUGGAUGCUUAGGGUGGGGAGAGGAAGCAGGAAAGAUAAUGGGAGAAAACCAAUUCCUUGCACUUCACAUUUCUGCCCUGCCCCAGUUCUGGCACAGUUUUUGAAAAACUACAUUCCCUCAUGAGAUUCUUAUGGUAAAGGGAAAAACCUUUGUGGUCUCAGAAACACAUCUUAUAAAAUAGGUCUCCCAGAAUCAGGCCACAGAGCUGUUCUCAGCAGCCAUAAUGAGCCACAAAAUGAGAAGUGUCUGCGGCCUAGGUGCUACCAAAUCCUGACCUGCUGCGUCCACACAGAGAAAAACAGCUAAACACCAUUUCAGUCCAUUAUCAACCCAAUCGACUUCUUGACUGGCAGCAGAGUAGAAAUCUGGUUCUAAAAAUAACACUGUAAUCUGUGACCUGGAAUAAUCACACCUAUCAAAAGCCAGGUUAAAGAGUGUGUGCAUGUGUGUGCGUGCGUGUGUAGGAAAGGUGAGAAAAUGAACACUACCUUGUGUAUACAUGCAACAGUAAUUUUCUUUGUCAUUUUGUAUUUUCUUUCUGGGUAGCAGCCUCCAUGCUGGGAAGUGGGGCCUCGGGGGGAAGGCACCAGCACUAAUGUAUACCCGCCAGG
Messenger RNA from Manis pentadactyla (Chinese pangolin), 2491 nucleotides. RefSeq lists its product as uncharacterized. The record is from RefSeq and is a predicted model, not a curated record. The transcript has 6 exons. Lineage: Eukaryota; Metazoa; Chordata; Mammalia; Pholidota; Manidae. The coding region runs from base 1 to 789 and encodes 262 amino acids.